This is a messenger RNA of Amphiprion ocellaris (clown anemonefish), 6957 nucleotides long. RefSeq names its product bridge-like lipid transfer protein family member 3A (gene bltp3a). The record is from RefSeq and is a predicted model, not a curated record. The coding region runs from base 209 to 4246 and encodes 1345 amino acids. Lineage: Eukaryota; Metazoa; Chordata; Actinopteri; Pomacentridae. The transcript is spliced from 21 exons.
GUUCGUGUUGCAGCAGGUUAGCUACAUAGACUGAGUUAGCUCUGGGUUAGCUGCUGUCCGGUGUGUAGCAGCUCGUCAGAGCCAGCAGCGGCUAACAAGAUGCACACGGCUGCUGCUGCUGUUUACACUAUAGCGGUACCUGCGAGCUAGUACAUGUUUAUUUAAGUAGGAAAGCUGCCGACGCUGUUCGACACGAAGGCCAGCAGACAUGGCCGGCAUUAUUAAAAAGCAAAUCCUGAAACAUUUAUCCAGGUUCACCAAGAAUCUGUCCCCAGACAAGAUCAAUCUGAGCACAUUGAAGGGGGAGGGGCAGUUGUCCAACCUGGAGCUUGAUGAAGAGGUUCUGCAGAACAUGCUUGACCUGCCUACCUGGCUUGCUGUCACUCGAGUCUACUGCAACAAGGCCGCCAUCAGGAUACAAUGGACAAAGUUAAAGACGAGCCCCAUCUGCCUGUUCUUGGAUAAAGUAGAGGUAGAGAUGAGGACAUGUGAAGAGCCUCGUCCCCCCAAUGGCCCCUCUCCUAUAGCUAUAACAGCAGGCCAGAGUGAGUAUGGCUUUGCUGAGAAAGUGGUAGAGGGCAUGUCUGUGAGGAUCAACUCCAUUACCAUCAAGGUCCAGGCUCGUGCCUUCCACGCCUCCUUUGAGCUCUGGCAACUACAAGGCAAUAGCUUAAACCCUAAAUGGCAGCGCAGUGACCUUCGAUACACCCGUGUCACUGACCCAAAAAGAGGAGAGGUGUUGACCUUUAAAGAAAUUAACUGGCAGAGUCUCCGAAUUGAAGCAGAUGCAAUUGAGAGCGAUGACCAGGACCUCGGCAGCACUCCUUUACGUCUCAUCACCAACCAGGGACGCAUUCGAAUUGCUCUAAAACGCAGGAUAAAGGACUGUAAUGUGCUGGCAUCCAAGCUGCUUUUCAUUCUGGACGACCUGUUGUGGGUGCUGACAGACUCUCAGCUCAAAGCUAUCAUCAAUUAUGCCAAAUCCCUCAGUGAAGCCAUGGAGAAAUCUGCUCAGCAGAGGAAGAGCAUGACUGCUGAAUCCUUACAGACUGCUCCUCCAUCUCCUGGCCUCCACAGCCUCUGGACAGAACCUCCACCUGCCCCUGCAGGCACCCCCAGUAACAUGAGUCAAUACUUUGAUCUCUAUGAUGUCAAGGAGUCUUCUUAUCACACCUUCAUAUCACGCUUGGACUUACACAUAUGCAAUGACAGUUCUUCAAUUGAUGAAGAUGAGCCACCUCCACCGGGCUUGCAGGGUGCCAUGCAGCUGACAUUCAGGAAGCUCGGUUUUGACUACUAUCCCAUCCACAGACUUGCUGAUGGGUGUCGGCACUGGGAACGCCACAGUGGAGCCAUGGAGGCUCAGGCCCAGUGGGCUGGGAAACUGCUGCAGGAGUAUCAGAGAAGAGCAGAGGCUUCUGGGUUCCCUGGGCCACAAACUGAGGUUCCCCAGCCAGGCAAAGAUUCCCCUGCAAAGACACUUCAAGAUGGACAGUCCAGUCCCAAGUCAAUCCCCUCUGACAAAGAGCAGACAACCAGCAAGAGCUCAGCGACGCCUCCUUCAUCACUUAAGAGGCUGCGAACUAACUGUGUGGUGAUCAGGAUGGAUGACGUGGACAUUCACCAGGUGUCUACAAGGGGCCGUCAAAACAAGAAGACCCAGUCUUUAUUAUCGUGUAACCGUAAAGCUUUGCGUUUGCCAGACAACAUACCUGCAAUUCAUCUGCAAUUUACUGAAUACUACUUUCCUGACAACCCCAGUUUACCAGUGCCCACCUCAAACCUGUAUGUCCAGUUAAACAGCCUCCAGCUGUGUGUGGACCCAGCCAGUGUGCUGUGGAUCAAUCUGUUCUCCAGGGGUCUCCUGCACACACUGGACCAGGUCAAAGCUUUCUACCAUUUGCAAGACAGCAACAAGGCUGAAGAACAUGUAGAUAUUCGUAUGGAUGCAGCUCAACUGAAGCUAAUAAUUCCCCUGGAUUCAUCCAUACUGGACCACCCAGAACGUCCACAGUCCCUCUCUGUUACUGUACCCCAGAUGGCUCUCAGCAACACCCGACACUGCCCUCAUGGCUCCAGAGCUGACCUCAGCAGUACCUGUGACAAGUUUGCCAGCUGCCCUUUCUUCCAGUACACACCGCCUUGCCCUUAUCCCAGAGACCUGAGUGCCUUCCAGCCCAUUCCUUCCACCUUCGUUCAGCACUCUCAAGAGGCAGAUCCCCCACCUCUAGACAGAAAGCAGCUGCGAUCCCAGGAUGUCUGGUCUCUCAGUCUGUCCCGUGUUACACUAGGUUUCGAUGGAGCACGGCGAUUCCCCAAAGGAAAAACCCAGCCUUUUGUCGAGCCCUUUGCGAUGUCUGUGUGGAUGUGUCAGCCAGCGGCCUUUAAAAAUGGCUCAUCGUCUUCCUCCUCCAGUCCCAUCACAACCCAGCAACUUUCCUCCGAGCAGGAACCUGAUCAGAAAGAGGCUUCGCUUGCUUCUAUCCACUUCCUGGCUCACACUAUCACCCCUGUGAAGAUGUGGCUCAACCACUACCAGUAUGUUGCCCUGCUGAGGAUGAAGGAUGCCAUGGCACGGCUGGGGGCAGAGUUAGGCCGGGAUGUACGUGAUGUUAAGCACGCUCGUGGCCAGAAGACAAAAACAGCUACAGUUUGCUUUGGCCUUCUCGUGGACUCAGUGGAAUUAGGUCUGCUUUUGCCUCCGGUCUCCACAGAGCCAGAGGAGGAAGUUCCCCACACUCCAGAAACAGACAGCCCCAGUAUGACGGACUCUGACAUCUCCCCGACUCAUCACUCUGCCAUGCUGGAGGACAGCAGGUUAGAAAACGGCAUCUCCUCCAUCAAUACAGCUGCGUUUGAUCAGGAUGAACAAGAUGGAGCUGUGGAGGAGGCCUAUGAGGCAGUGGAGGAGGGGCUGGAGGACAAUGAAUUGACAACACAGGAGGAAACCUCUGUUCUCUCGCCUCCCCUCUCGCCCGGACAGUCUCCGGCCCUCUCCCGUGAGCCGUCCACCUUUAGCUUGGAGGGAGAGCUAUCAAGCGCCAUUAAUGUCACUAAGGAUGUGACCAAAGAUGCCAUUAGUGCCUCCCUGGACCUGACCAAAGGGGCAUUUUCAAUAACAAAAGACGCCUUUAGCAUGCUGAGUCGCGGCUCAGGGAUGAGCAAGUUGUUCAGUCCACAGGCAAAGGAACAGGUUCAACGUUCAGAAGAGUCCUUCCCCUCUUUGGCUCCCAGCCUGCGACACCAAUCCAUAAAGCAGUCGCCUUCCCAGCAUUCCUUUGAUAGUGCUAUCUUGGAUGGCAGCCUACCUGACGAAAAUCUCUCCAUGGAUAGUGAUCUCAGUGACAAUUUUGUUGUUCUAAUGGACUCAGAAUCAGGUAUGGAGUCCAUGCGCCCCAACAACACGCCUGUAGGCAGUCGAGGCAGCCCAGCUCCAGGUACAGAGGGAGGUUCAUCAGCUGAUCUCAGCAGCUCCCUGUCCCAAAGUACCGAGGACGUUUCUCAGGACAUGUCCUCUGUGUUGUUACUGAUCCUGAGUGGAACAGCUUGUACCUUGGAAGUAAAGGGAGAAGACCAAGUUGUGGCUUUCCAAGCACAAAAUCUGACCCCUGUCCAGAUGGGUAACGUCAGGUUGUCAGACGUGUUGACUGGUCUCGUACAAGCUCCAGCUGAAUCAGUCCAGAAGCAGGACAGGCAGCAGAGCAGGGACUCUCCAGUGCUGUGCAUGCAGGCAGAGAUGGGCCCAUCUGCAGCUCGACGCUCUGCCAUGGCUGAGUCACUGGGCUUUGUGGAUAUGAGAGUGCAAAACUGCAAGGCACAGCUACUAACCUCAACAGUGACUAACAUCGGCCCUUUUCUGGAAGAUGAAUUCAGCAUUGAUGGUCAGCCAGUGAAGUUACACAUGAGCAAUGUCACCAUUACGAUGAAGGAUGAUAGUCCUAAAAUCUACCCUACAGCCCCUCAACCUGUCCCAGCCACAUUCAUUAUAGAUCAGCUGCUCCUUGAGCGCGGUGAUGAUGGCAUCAUGAGAGUCAAAGCUGAAGGGACAGACCCUAAAGCCUCAGCAGGUGUUCUUGUGGCUGGCUCUGACCACCCCAAUGGUUCCAACUCUGUCCAACAGCUGAGUGAGAGUCAAACACUGGAGUCCCAGCUCUGUGGCGUCCAGGCCGCCCUCACACAGGCCCUCAGAGAGAGAGAGCGCCUCCUUGUGGAAGUCAGGAAGUACGACCCCACAUUUACUCUGUGAGCCUCUCUGACCUCUGAACCUGUCGCUGCUGAGGAAUGAUGAUGGGAUGGGGAAGGCUGAAUGUCAGGUACAUACACAAAGUAUGUCUCAACAAUGGACAUGUUUGAAAAGAAGAUGAACCCAGGCUGUGGCUUUGGAUCAUUUCCCCAUGGUGCAUCACACAUUAAUGAGAUUACUAAAGAGCCUCUAAAACAAUUACUGAGAGGGGAACUUAGUAAACUAACUUAUAGGUACAUUAACUGUGCAAUUUUUUCAACUGGCAGUCUAAAUAUUCCUCGCUUCUGUACAAAACACAAAUGAUCUCAUUCAAGUGUGAACAGUAAUCUCAUUAUGUAGUUUCAGUGUUUAUCACACAGCAUGCAAGGUGAUCAAGCUUUAAUUCUCUCCAGUUAUUUAUUUGUGUUAUGUCGAGCACACGCCAAAACCUCCUUUCACAUGCACUGACACUGCCAGACAGUUGCUACUCCAUCAGUCACUCCUUUGACAAAUGUUGCUGUCAAGCAUGCUUUGUGAACAGUGCUGGUUUACAUGUAGCACAUUAACAAAUCAGCAGUCAUAGAGGUAGACUAGAUACAACAAUGUAGAUUACUUCUGUUGAGUGUAAAGUAAGAGACCCGUGUGUUUCUUUUCAUUUUAAAGUAUUGUCAGUUGUUCAGAAAUGUGUUGGAAAAACAAUGCACUUUUUUCUUUAACAAAAAAAAAAAAAAAAGCAGAUCUCACUGCUUUCAUGGAGAGACAGAUGCAUCUCAUUUCCCCCCUUGGUUGCUUUAUCACCAAGGUGGAAAGGUGACACUUUAUCAAAUUCUUACCGUUUUCACAAAGCGGGUUGAAUCAUUCCCCAGUGUUAUUUUUAUUCGUUGAGUUGUGAAAUGAUUCUUCUUUUGUACUGUGAAUCGAUGUGCUCUGUGGGUGAAUGUCCACUAAAGACGACAGGCCUUUUCGAUCUCUCCCUGGGUUGUGGAGAGCAGGUUGCACAGUAGCUUCAGUAUUGUAACAGGGUUUGUCCGUUCAUUAUAAUUCUGUGGUCUAAAGAGGUUUGGGAUUACACCAGCUACCAGAGAUCUAAUGCUUGAUCUUCUUUAAAACGUGUUUUGUAGCUUGCCAGGAAACGACUCAUUCUGAUAGUGUUAUUACCUCUGUGCUCAUGUAUCAUGUACAGUAGUCAGACAUCAUGGACCUAAUGUCCAUUCUUUAUUUUGUUUUACUUUUGUAUAUUUAUGUUUGUGACAGUGUGUUUUGUUUUUUUUUUUAAAUCUGAAAUACUACAGUGUACUGAAGCCAUAUCAAUCAAAGAAAGUGAUUUUUCCAAAAUCUGUGGUACUGCUAAUUAAAUGUACAUUCACCAGAUUUAGUGCAAAAACUGAUAUUUUCAAUAUUUUUAAUCCUGAUGUACUGCGGGUUCUAUCUAUCAAGCCUAUUACUAAUUUAAAUACCUGUCACUUUGUUUCAUCCAUGUAUAAAUCUGUUUAAAUGCAUGGAUUUAAACAAUGGUGGAUUUGUUCAUCAAAGAGACUGUUUCACAAUAUAUUCAUUUUAUGAAUGCUCCUCUCUGUCAGUUGCAUUUUAUCUACAAGCAUUCUACUGUUAAAUCAGUAGUUUAGCAUCUUGCUUUUGGCGGCACGUUAUCUAUUUUAACAGCUACAAAGCUGUUACUGUUACAGAGAUCUUCUAGUUUUUCAUUAUGGUCCCAGGGUACUUGGGAGACCUCUGGUGGCAGAAACUUGACAGAGUAUGCUCCAUUUAAAAUAUUAUUUAUCAUUUUCUUUUUAACCUGUGGUUGCCUUGCAAGCUACGAAUGACACAUUUGCAUUCUUGAAGCAGAAUGUAAUCUGUUUAAGCAAUAGAAAGACUCCUUUAGUUGAAACAAAAAUAUAACAAAGAACAGUAACACUACACAUUUUUAAUGUGGAAUUCAGUUCUUGAAAUGACUAAUUACCGACCAGGUUUUAAUGUUUCCUUCAGCUGUAUGUGAACUCAAAAAAUCCUCAAUUUGUUGGUGUAACAGAGCAGAGGUGCUGCCCUUUGACCUCAGUAUCACUUGUAAAUGUGAUGUUUUUCUUAGCUUCGGUGUUUGUGUUUUUGCAUGACAGUAGAUACGUUGGUAUAAAACUGAGCGUGUCAUGUUGGAUGCAACAUGUAGCUCUGAAGCUUUCCCAGUGUCCUGUUCCUCAGUCAGGCCUCAGUGUUAAGUAGCAUCUCUGUUCCACUGACCAACUGGUGCUUUGAGUUGAACCUGCUAAUAACCUGUUACACUAGACUUCCUUUGCUCUCCAGAGCCGGCCAGGGUUUCCAUGACAACAUAACUCUUACUCAGUGUGCCAUGCAAAGAGGAGGAGAUGGACGGAGAGUGAAGCAAGACUCACUCCAACGUGUGCUGUUCCCUCUAGAUGCAUGUACUGAAGUGAAGUUGUAUCGUUUAUGCCUUGUGGAUUACUUGCACUCGUGAGUUAAAUUCACUGGAAAUUGCACUUGUUAAAAUGUAAAUCACUUCAAAGGGUUGCAGAGGAGUCAUUGUGAAAUCUUUUGAAGUGAUGCAAACAUUGGGAGACUGUGGACAGUAUUUUUUUUUGUCAGUUGUGUAGAAUUAUAUUGAAUUUUUUAUUGUUUUCAUCACCUCAUUGAGACUAAUAUAAAACUGGUUCUGUGAACCAAAGCUAGUAUGUAGAAAAUAUUUUAAGUGAAAAAAAAUAAAUGAUUAAUUGCUCAACACA